Bombyx mandarina (wild silkworm) is the source of this 993-nucleotide messenger RNA. RefSeq names its product mpv17-like protein. NCBI's taxonomy places the organism in Eukaryota, Metazoa, Arthropoda, Insecta, Lepidoptera, Bombycidae. Gene Ontology annotation, cellular component: membrane; cytoplasm; mitochondrion. The record is from RefSeq and is a predicted model, not a curated record.
AUGGGAGUUUACAGCAAAUUUGCAAAUGCGUUCAAUAAAUAUCCUUUACUUAGAGGAAUGGCUUCCUAUGGCAUAAUUUGGCCUCUUUCUAGUCUUGUACAGCAAUCUUUUGAAGGCAAGAACUUGGAAAACUACGACUGGUGUAGAUGUGCAAGGUUUGGUUUUUACGGCUCAUGCUAUGUAGCUCCGACUCUUUACACAUGGCUAACCAUAGCCAAUUCAGUAUGGCCUGGGAAUACAAUACGUGCAGGUAUAAAAAAGACUAUUGUUGAAACCGUUACUUACACACCGUUUGCAAUGUGUAGUUUUUAUUUUAUAAUGAGUUUAUUGGAAUCUAAACCCAUUCAUGAAGCAGCUGCUGAAGUAAAAGCAAAAUUUUUACCAACAUACAAGGUUGGUGCGUCAGUGUGGCCAGCAGUAGCAAUGGUUAAUUUCUGUUUUAUAAGUCCACAGAAUAGGGUCCCUUUCAUUAGUGUAUGUAGCUUUAUAUGGACAUGCUUUUUGGCAUAUAUGAAACAUUUAGAUCAAGAUAACGAACGCUUGAGACCUGGUAAACUGCUCUCAUGAUAAUUGGAAGUAAGGUCACCAUUCCCAAUAUCAUUAAUUACUAAAUUCUUAUUUGCCCAGCCAAAGCUAAAACAACUGAUGACACCUAUGUCAUAUGACACUUGAACCUUGAAAUUCAUCUGGUUUUUAUUGUGUUACUUUCAAUGCAGUGAGAAUAAGUAAUUAAUUAAACUUCUAUCAUUUUUGGGAAUGGUUCUUUUACACCCAGUAUUAAUAGCCAUUAUAGACGAAUUAUAUUAUUUAUUAUAAUUAUUUUAAUUUAAAAAAUCUUCAAAAGAUUUUUAGAUCACUGAGUCUCAAUAAUGUGAUAAAAUCGCAAAUAAAUCUAUAAAAACAAUUGUAUUAAAAUUAUUAGGUAUUUUAUGAUAAGUACUAUAUAUUUAUUUUACACUAUGUAGUUUAAUAACAAGAGUAUAUUGCUAUAAA